This is a messenger RNA of Perca fluviatilis (European perch), 4844 nucleotides long. RefSeq names its product IQ motif and Sec7 domain ArfGEF 1b (gene iqsec1b). Gene Ontology annotation, biological process: actin cytoskeleton organization; regulation of ARF protein signal transduction. NCBI's taxonomy places the organism in Eukaryota, Metazoa, Chordata, Actinopteri, Perciformes, Percidae. The transcript has 17 exons. The record is from RefSeq and is a predicted model, not a curated record. Gene Ontology annotation, molecular function: guanyl-nucleotide exchange factor activity; protein binding. The coding region runs from base 554 to 4345 and encodes 1263 amino acids.
CGAGGUGAGCGAAGCGUGCGUAUUUUGGCGCCACAGAAACUCGACGUAGCCUACCUGUUGAGUAGCCUAUAUGCACAUGCGUUCAACAACUCGGCGUCUCUCUCUCUCUCUCUUUUACUCUCUCUCUCUCUCUCUCUCUCUCUCUUUUACUCUCUCUCUCUUUCUCUCUCUCUCGCUGAACCUCCAGUCCUGCAAGAGUUAAACGGUUUUCCUUCUCCCCCAAUGUACGGAGCGUCUACUGGAGGUUGCGGCGGCAGCGGUAGCGGCAGCGGUAGCGGCAGCGGCAGCGGACGCGGCAGCCGCGUACAGCAGCGCAACCAAACCCGGCCAACUUCACAACAAAGCUGCCACCAGGCUACUACACCACCAACCAGCCAUGUCGGAGCGAAGGAGGAUCUCUGGAUAUGGAUUUGACAGCGCGCAGUCUUGCUCCUACUGAGCGCGAGUGUGUGUGUGUCUGUGUGUGUGUGUAGGCUAUGUGUGUGUGCGUGUGAGAGGGAGAGAGGGCUGCUUUUUGGGGGGUUUUGUUUGGCUGUGUGGAUAUAUCGCCUCCAUGGACGGGCAACGGGGCUUUUACGAGAUGGAGAACCCGACGGAGAACCCCAGCAAGGCGGCGGAAUAUCUAAAGGAGCUGAAUAAAAUCAUCAAGACCCAGCAGGGGCUCCUGGAGAAGCAGAGGGUCCGGAUCGAAGAGCUGGAGCUCCAGGUGACGGAGCUGUGCAAGGAAAACGUCUGUCUGAAAGAUCAGCACCUCCGGCACCUGGCCACCUGCAGACUCCAGCAGGGGAACCACUCCGCCCUGCUGGGAGCCAUCAAGGAGAACGUCACGCAGGAAAAAUCUGAAAGCGAAAGUUCGAGAAGUGUCAGGCGACACGCCUCAUUGCCCGUAGAAGUCUCAGAGAUCCCUCUAAACCUUAUUGCCCCUCCAUGUAGAAGAAGUUACCCCUGUCGCAAAUGGAAGUCUGCAUCUUUUGGACCAGACACAGAGGUUUCCAGCUCCGCCAUGACUCACAGACGCCACCAUCACUUUGUGGAAGGUGAUGCUCCAGGCAGCGAGGUGGGCACCUCUGUGGACCCCAGCAGCGGCUACAGUUGCAUCCCAGUGACCCGCAGCGGCGGGCUCGGCCCCGACCACCUGGACAGCCAGCUCUACGGACACAUCUUGCUGCCCGGCCACCUGCGUCCCCGCCGACCCAAGCUCCAGCACUCCCAGUCCAUCCUCCGCAAGCAGGCCGAGGAAGAGGCCAUCAAGCGCUCGCGCUCGCUCUCCGAGAGCUAUGAGCUCUCAUCGGACCUACAGGACAAGCAGGUGGAGAUGCUAGAGCGUAAAUAUGGUGGGCGGUUCAUAACCCGGCAUGCAGCCCGCACCAUCCAGACAGCCUUCCGCCAGUACCAGAUGAACAAGAACUUUGAGCGUCUUAGAAGUUCUAUGUCUGAGAACCGUAUGUCUAGACGGAUCGUCCUAUCAAAUAUGAGAAUGCAGUUUUCCUUUGAAGGACCUGAAAAAGUCCACAGCUCCUACUUCGAGGGAAAGCAGGUCUCGCUAACAGAUGACGGCACCAAGAUCGGUGCGCUGGUGCAGUCAGAGCACGGGGGGGAGAUAGUGCAGGCCAAGACCCCUACGACACAGAGCGACUUCACAGACGCUAUCACAGAACUAGAAGACGCCUUCUCAAGGCAGGUCAAAUCUCUAGCCGAGUCCAUAGACGACGCUCUGAACUGUCGCAGCCUGCACGGUGACGACAGCCAGUCGGAGCCGGGGAGAGGCCACCAGGAUGUGGACAGAGAGGUCAGCUGCCAGGUGAAACCCUCGCACCCCGCUUCAGAACACCGCAAACUGGAUGAGAUGACGGCGUCUUACAGCGACGUCACCCUUUACAUCGACGAAGAGGAACUGUCGCCGCCGCUGCCCCUGUCUCAGUCUGUGGACCGACCUUCCAGCACAGAAUCCGACUUGCGUCAGCGUUCCCUCAACUCUUCCCAGGACUACUGGUCACUGGCUCAUAAGGAUGAGAAAGGGGACACGGACACCAGCUGCCGCAGUACACCAUCUCUGGAGUGCCAAGAGCAGCGCUUGCGGGUAGACCACCUACCCUUACUGACCAUCGAGCCUCCGAGCGACAGCUCGGUGGAGCUGAGCGACCGUUCUGACCACAGUUCUUUGAAGAGGCAGAACGCCUACGACCGUAGCCUCACAAAGCAGCAGAGCAGCCCCAAAAACAUCAGCCACAGCCUGCCGCCGCGAGGGCCUUCGAGAGAAGAGGACGCCACCCGCCAUCGGCCACGGCAACUGGAGGCCCAUUUGGCCAUCAACGGCACCGCGAACCGGCAGAGCAAGUCCGAGUCGGAUUUCUCCGACGGCGACAACGACAGCAUCAACAGCACGUCCAACUCCAAUGACACCAUCAACUGCAGUUCCGAGUCCUCGUCCAGGGACAGCCUGAGGGAGCAGACGCUCAGCAAGCAGACGUACCACAAAGAGACUCGCAACAGCUGGGACUCACCUGCGUUCAGUAACGACAUCAUCCGCAAGAGGCACUACCGCAUUGGCCUAAACCUCUUCAACAAGAAACCAGAAAAAGGCAUCCAGUAUCUGAUAGAGCGAAACUUUGUUCCAGACACUCCGGUGGGUGUGGCCCACUUCCUGCUCCAGAGGAAAGGCUUGAGUAGGCAGAUGAUUGGCGAGUUCCUGGGUAACAGGCAGAAACAGUUCAACCGAGAUGUCCUUGACUGUGUGGUGGAUGAAAUGGACUUCUCGAGUAUGGAGCUGGACGAAGCGCUGAGGAAAUUCCAGGCACACAUCAGAGUGCAGGGAGAAGCGCAGAAGGUUGAGCGGCUGAUAGAGGCCUACAGCCAACGCUACUGCAUCUGCAACCCCGGUGUGGUGCGACAGUUCAGGAACCCCGACACCAUCUUCAUCCUGGCCUUUGCCAUCAUCCUCCUCAACACAGACAUGUACAGCCCCAACGUCAAACCCGAACGGAAGAUGAAGCUGGAGGACUUUGUCAAGAACCUUCGAGGAGUGGAUGAUGGGGAAGACAUCCCCCGAGAGAUGCUGGUAGGCAUAUAUGAGCGGAUUCGCAAGCGAGAGCUCAAGACUAAUGAAGACCACGUGUCCCAGGUUCAGAAAGUGGAAAAACUCAUUGUUGGAAAAAAGCCGAUUGGCUCGUUACACCAUGGUCUGGGCUGUGUACUAUCCUUACCCCACCGGAGACUGGUCUGUUAUUGCAGACUUUUUGAAGUGCCCGACCCCAACAAACCACAAAAGUUGGGGCUGCACCAAAGGGAGAUCUUCCUGUUCAAUGACCUGCUAGUGGUUACUAAAAUUUUCCAAAAGAAGAAGAACUCUGUGACGUACAGCUUUCGGCAGUCCUUCUCACUUUAUGGCAUGCAAGUGCUGCUUUUUGAGAAUCAGUAUUAUCCCAAUGGAGUCCGUCUGACCUCAGCCAUUCCCGGAGCUGACAUCAAAGUCCUCAUCAACUUCAACGCACCCAAUCCUCAGGACCGCAAGAAGUUCACUGACGAUUUGCGAGAAUCGAUUGCGGAAGUCCAAGAGAUGGAGAAGUACAGAAUAGAAUCUGAGCUGGAGAAGCAGAAGGGGGUGGUGAGGCCCAGCAUGUCCCAGAGUUCAGGGAUGAAGAAGGACACGGGCAACGGCAACCUGAGCCGAGGGAGCCUCGAUGACAGCUACGCCGUCGGCGAAGGUUUGAAGAGGAGCGCCCUCAGCAGCUCCUUACGUGACCUCUCGGAUGCAGGCAAGCGUGGGAGACGCAGCAGUGCAGGAUCACUAGACAGCAAUAUUGAAGGGUCCAUCAUUAGCAGUCCCCACAUGCGGCGGAGACCCCCCUCCAGCCGAGACUGCCCGUCCCGCCACAGCGGCCAGUCCCUGCCCAACUCCUCUUCGCUGCUGGGAUCUCUGUUCGGCACCAGGCGGGUGAAGUCCCCCAGCCCCACACCGCAGACCCUGCACCCCACCCUCAUCUCCCACACCCCCCACCCUGCCAACCUGCACCACACGGCCCGGUCGGAGACAGACGCGUCGGCCUCCAUGCACCACCCCCAGUUCUGCCACUUGACCCAGAACCCUCCGCCUUACCACCACCACCACCACUACCACCCGCCGGCACACUUGCAGCACCCUCCGCACCAGUACCACCCGCCCCCUUCUCACGGCCCGCAGCCGGCCUACCCGUCUCACCCUCACACGCAGCACGGCCACGGGAGCCACUCGGCGCACUCCGCUCACCCCGCGCACGCCGCGCAUCACCACGGCCCGCCGCCAGCACCCUCCCAGGCCCCCAGCAGCACCAAGCCCAAGCACAGCGGCAUCAGUACGGUGGUCUGAACGUGCACUGGGGGUGGGGGGGGGGGCUUUCUGAGCUCUCUGACUGAACUUUGAUUUUACUCCGUGGCUCUCGGCUGAAGAGACGGUCGCACUGCCCAAUGGUCGGUCUCGGGAUGGGAAGCCAGACGAGAUCCCGUUGCGUCCCUUGUCAAUUUUUUUUUAUUUUUUUUUACGUUCAUCACAGGGGGGCAGUUUAUUCCAUAGAAACACAUUUCCUUUCAUGUCUGCUUGCUUCAAGAGCAAGACACAACAACGCCAGAGCAUGCACAAAGACCACAACUACUGUUUCUCUCCUUAGUACAUUAAAGGAUCAAAUAUCUUACUUACUAGUAUUUACAGAAGAAGUCAAUAGUAAUCUUGACUUUAAUGUCUACAAAGUGAUUUUAUCUAGCGUGAGGGUGGUUUGACAGACAGACAGACAGGCAGACAGACCGACACACACACACACAGACACACACAAACAGACAGACAGACACACAGGUAGGCAGGCAGACCGACA